CUCUAUAAAUUGGAGUCCCUUUCUUGAGUUUCUUCCAUAUCCCAUUUUCUUACUUUCUUAAUUUUUAUAUUAUUAAUAUCCUUUUUCUUUCUUUGUUUAAAUUAAGAUCUUGUGUGUGUCUUUUUGGGCAUUAUGGGUGAGGCUGUUGAGAUUAUCUACACAAAUGGUUUCUCUAAACUUUGCACCCAACCCACUCCAAAUCAUGAUCAUUCUUCCUCCUGGUAUGAAGAAACCAUUGAUGAUGAUCUCAAAUGGUCUUUUGCUUUGAACAGUGUUCUACACAAGGGAACAAGUGAGUUUCAAGACAUUGCUCUCCUGGACACAAAGCGCUUUGGCAAGGUGUUGGUGAUUGAUGGGAAGAUGCAGAGUGCCGAAGUGGAUGAAUUCAUAUAUCAUGAAUGCUUAAUCCAUCCAGCUUUCCUGUGCCACCCUCUCCCUCGAAAUGCGUUCAUAAUGGGAGGUGGGGAAGGUUCAGCUGCAAGGGAAGCCCUCAAGCACAAGUCCAUAGAGAAAGUGGUCAUGUGUGAUAUUGAUCAGGAAGUGGUGAAUUUCUGCCGCGCAUAUCUGACUGUAAAUCAAGAUGCAUUUUGCAACAAGAAGCUUAAUUUAGUCAUUAAUGAUGCCAAGGCUGAGUUGGAGAAGAGGACUGACAAAUUUGAUAUCAUAAUUGGAGACUUGGCUGACCCAGUUGAAGGAGGGCCUUGCUACCAGCUCUACACUAAAUCUUUCUAUGAGCAAAUUCUCAAGCCUAAGCUCAAUGAUAAUGGCAUCUUUGUUACUCAGGCUGGACCUGCAGGCAUUUUCACCCACAAGGAGGUCUUCUCCUCUAUUUACAACACAAUUAAACAGGUCUUCAAAUAUGUGGUAGCUUACAGUGCUCAUGUGCCAUCUUUUGCUGAUACAUGGGGAUGGGUCAUGGCCUCAGAUCAACCCUUCUCUACAGAUGCUGAGGAGAUAGACAGGAGGAUUGAAGAAAGAAUUGAGGGUGAAUUACUUUAUUUGAAUGGUGCUGCAUUUCUCUCCUCUGCCACCUUGAACAAGACUGUUUCUCUGUCGCUGUUGACUGAAACUCAUGUCUACACCGAGGAUGAUGCAAGAUUUAUUCCUGGGCAUGGACUGGCUUACAGAAAUUGAGGCUUCAACUCCAAGCCUGUGGGACUGGAGAGGGGGGGAGGUGGGAAUUGCUGUAUAGAGAAAAAAUAUAUUUACGUGUUUCAAAUGUCUCCAAAGAAAUCAAACAAUUGUUGAAAGUGCUUGCCUUUUGAGAUUACAUAUUAUUGUAGCUUCAUUGGGAUGUUUAUAGGACUCGAUAUCUCAAAACCAUGUGAAAACUUUUGUCUAAAUUUUAAUCAUUUAUGAGGCAUUCCUCCAUUCAGAUAAA
Molecule: messenger RNA, 1381 nt
Organism: Hevea brasiliensis (rubber tree)
Lineage: Eukaryota; Viridiplantae; Streptophyta; Magnoliopsida; Malpighiales; Euphorbiaceae
Product: thermospermine synthase ACAULIS5
Exons: 10
Coding region: 133-1134 (333 amino acids)
Biological process (GO): polyamine biosynthetic process
Molecular function (GO): thermospermine synthase activity
Source: RefSeq, a predicted model, not a curated record